AUCGUAUCCUGUGCUUUUCACUACAAAGUAAAUAGAGUUAUAGAUUUUCCUGCCUAUUUAUCUCGGAUUCGUGUGUGUAAGCGCUGUGGUGACGUUGAUGAAGGGUUUUAUUUUGAAAAACAAUCAACAGUGACGCUGUUUUUAAUUGUGAGUUGGGGGAUUUGGCAGAAGUGGUAACAUGCGAGCAGGGUGACGGGUGGUCAGACGAACCAACAGAGUCCAGCGGGGCAGCGUCGGAGGUGCAUGUAAGCACAUUGCGAUCUCUACUUAGUCAAAUAGGCUACGAGAUACAGUCGGUGUGCGCGCGCGCACUGUGUCCGUGUCGUAAAACUUCCAGCUGGUGAACGCCGCUUUUUACAUCGUCGUUUUUAAAGUUCACCCUGCGGCUUUUGUUUUUGCAAAUCACCCACCAAUUCUCCCUGAGGUAAAAGCUUGGUGUCGUUACUAAAGUUUGCGCGCUCACAGAGAGUUUUUGUGCGUUUUCCGACUGGACCGUGACAGGCACCCGACAGUUGCAAGCGCUCGUCCGUCCUCCCUCCAAAAAACACAUCGAUCUGUCCAAAGCGGGUUGACCCCGGUGUGAAGAGAUACGUGCAAGUUUCUGUGUUUGUUCCUUUUCUUUUAGUAUCAUCGGUUCCCGGCGCACAGACACAUUGUUGCUCUCUGACUGUGCAGCUGAAGUCCUUUAUGCAGUAGAAGAACAUGGAUGUGGACGUCGGUGGAUUUCUUGACCAGAACACCACCUAUGACUAUGGGGACUAUGAGUACAAAGAGGACUCUGAAUCAAAAGGCAGCAAGGCGGUGUUGAUCCCGGUUCUGUACUCCGUGGUGUCGGUUGUGGGCCUGCUGGGCAACGUGCUGCUCCUGGUCGUUCUGGCACGGAAGAGGCAAUCUUGGAGUAUAUCAGACAUCUUUAUCUCCCACCUGGGUGUCGCAGACAUCCUUCUGCUGCUGACUCUGCCCUUCUGGGCUGUACAGGCUGCCCACCACAGUGGAUGGUCCUGCGGGGGAUUUCUCUGCAAGUUCAGUGGAGCUGUUUUUGAUAUCAACCUGUAUGUUGGGAUUUUUCUGCUGGUUUGCAUCUGUCUAGUUCACUGCCUGUCCAUCGUCCACACUACCCAGCUCCGCUUUCUCAAGACCCCUGUGUUUGCUCAUAUCAGCUGUGCGUUGGUCUGGGUUAUCUCACUGCUUCUCACCAUCCCUGACUGGAUUUUUCUAGAGGCUUGGAAAGAUGAGGCAAAAGGGAGAACACUGUGUGCUCACAUCUACUCUGGCUCACAGCUGCUUUCACGUCUGCCCCACCACAUACUGGGCUUCCUGCUGCCCGCAGCCAUCCUGAUCAUCUGCUGCUCCUGUAUGCUGAUAUCGCUGCAGAGCAAAUCUAAAAGCCCCCAGAAGCAGAGAGUUAUCACAGUCAUCCUGCUCAUGGUGGUGGUCUUCUUUCUCCUUUGGAUGCCAUACAACAUCACACUCAUUGUGGACACCUUCAGGAGCCGCUCUAAGGAAACCCAAGGUGGUUCAUCGGGGAAUCCUUCAGAAGGUUCCCUGAAGGCAGCUCUGAUAGGCACGUCUGCUCUGGCCUGCGUUCACGCCUGCCUCAGGCCUCUGCUUUACCUCAGCCUGUGUGGGAACUUCAGGAAGCGGAUCCUGGCCACGCUGAGAUGCACUACAGUCGAAUCUAAAAGUUCGCUGUGGGAGUUGGGUGUGGGCGAGGAAGCCCUGCCUGACCAGAGUCAUGAGAGGGAAGAACUGAAACAGAUGACAAAUGCAAAGACUCAGGUGCCAUCAGCUCAGUGCUGAUGAACAGACUGAAUUGCAGAAGUGAUCUGAAUAAUGUUCCACCUCUGUAGGAGGUUAGUGUUAAGUCAUAUCAUGGGUUCAAGGGGUGGAGGACUGCACUGUGUGAUGAUGAGAAAUCGAUAUUUAUAGAAAAUGACUCUCUCGCAUUGCACUUUAAUGUGAAGGUUUUAGAGCCAAGUCAUGGUGACAUAUAUUGUUGUACUCUUAUUUUGUAAUCACUAUUGCACAACUUUAGCUUGUUACCCUAAAUCAUGAGUUUUUUAUUCAGUUGUGUGUAUAUUGUGCAUUGUUAUUAGUAUUAUUAUUCUCAUUAUUGAAAACAAACAGUUCUACAAACUUCAGAUGUUAAACAAUCAUCAUAAAACUAAUGCCAUAAUCAUUGAUUCUAAGGAAUAUAAGCUCUUAUCUUUGCCAGUGUUACUGUGCACUUGCAUUAAACAGUCCGACACAGUUUAUAACUUUAAUUCUGAUAAGGUAGCAUAAACCGUUUCACUUUUCAUUUGACAUGUUAUCUCAGACUAGUAAAGACUGUGUGGAUUCCAUGAUUGCGCAGUGAGCGUAUGGAUUUCUAUGUUUGGCCGUUAUGCAGUGAGGGAAUUUCCCCCUCCCGGCGAAUCCCAGGACUCUUUUUAACUUUUUAGCUUCAUUGUUGCAACAUGGAUGUGUGUCAACUGUGGGACACAAGAUGACACAAACAGGUGGUGAUGUCAUCAGUCAGGUGACAGAGCGAGUCAGAGAGGAGGAGGAAGAGAAAAAAACACUCUGUUGUUCAUAGCUCUCUGUUUAUUCUCAUCUGAAGACUGCUGUGUUGGGUGGAGAGAGAACUGUAGCUUGCUUUGUGUUUAAGAGAAUAAAAAAAGAAUGUUGUUGGUACAUGGAGGGAAGAAGAGGAGUUGGAGAAGAUAAAAUCUUUUAGAUCUCUGGUUUUACCACCACACUGUUGUGCAAGUUAUGGCCUGCCAGGAAAACCUGAUUUCUGGGCUCAUGGGCCUGAAAUAAAGUAUUCUGUCACAACUAGGUAUUCCUUCAGAAACUCUCCCCACAGUCAUUUCACUCUUGAAACUGUUUCCCUUCCCUUAGUUGACAUAUUUUCCUUCCUCUUUCUGCUAACAGCAGCAGCACAUCACAUUUAUAUCAUGAUUUGUUAAAAUUAGUCCUGAGUGAGUGUUAUUUCCUGCUUCAGCUAGAGCUGGCCUGUCAGUGAAGAUAGAGAUAGAGACAAGUAGCUAGAUGGGACUUUUCUUCAGUGAAUGACAAACCCAUCACCAGCAUAAACAGAAAUGUCGUCCACAAGACAGGGUAUAGUGUGCUAAAAAAAUCAAGGCACAUGUUGACCACACACCACACAAAGUGUGAUGUGUCUGAAUGGGUUUGAAGCCAAGCUCUUUAAUCCAAAGAACUGUGGAAGAGUUUGUGAAGCCAUGGCUCACUUUGUUCUCAGCCACAGUGUCUCAACCAGUAGAGCUUCAGCCUCGUGACUGAAAUGUUUAACCUGCCAAUACACUGGUUGCUGCUGGGAUGUUUUUUCACACCAUCACCACCGAUACCAACAUCACUACCCUGUAGUUAAAUAUUUGCCUCUCAUGCAAAUUAUCAGUAAGACAUAUUUUAACAGACAGUAGUGGUGGUGCAUUGUGUUUCCUAUAAUAAUCACAUACAUAUUGAUUGAAUUGGAGACGUUUGCCACAAGGCGGAGCGUUUCUCUGCUCAUUUUUGUUCAUUCAUUUCUUGUCACAUAUCCGCUUAAACCAUAGGUUUGAGGAUAUGUGGCUGCUUUGUCUCACUUUGUUUCUAUUUCCUGUCAGAAAGAUGUAAGCUAUUUCCACAGAAACCGCUACAUGUGGGUUUGAAGUUUUGAUUGUUGUUCCUGCAUGUAUUCUAUGUGAUCACUCAAGCUUAACCUCAGCUUAAUUUCAACCUCAUUUUAAACAGAUGGAAACUCUUAGAAGGUUCUGUUCACAAGAAGAGAGAGAAUAGAAAGGGAUGUUGCGUUAUCAGACUUCUCCUAAAUUGACCUAUCUAUCCUUUAUCUGCCAUCUCUGUUAAAACAUUCAUUACUCAUAUGUAGCACACUUCUAUAACCAUGCUCCUAGCAUUAUAGGGGAAAUUAUGCAAGACUUUUUCAUAUGUGUUUAGAUUACACAGUAAAGUAAGUACAUAAUUACAAAAGAAACCUAACACAAGAAAUAGAUAAAAACCCUGUAUGGCAUCUUGACUGGCUGCUUGCCAGCAGUAGAAUCUACACAUUGUAAGACUGGGGUUGUUAAAAAGUCCACAUCACUAUAUAUCGUACCCUUGUAUGUACUCAGGUGGCCUUUUUGACAAGCCCCUAACUACACUUUCUUGGUAAAUUUCAAGUUUUUUAUUUUAUCUUUCUAAAUUACAAAAUUUCACAUUUUAUUUAUUAGUGAUCUGUUUGACUAGUGUGUAAAUUUACAACAUUCCCUAAAUGUUGUUUCAAAGCCCUCUCUACACUGUCAGGUAUGUUUUCUGCCCAGAACGAUGGCAUGUUAGGGUGUUUAGCCUAAAACAUACCAGAAUCAGACUUAACACUUCUAAUGUGUAAUGACACAUCUUCCUCAGAAGAUUUUCUAGAAAAUAUCACUAGAGUUUGGUGAUACACAAUCCUGGGUGGGAUCCAAAAUUCACUGGAAAUCCCUGCAGCCAAAAAGACUGCUUUAAUGAGCAGCCUGCCGUAAUGAGCACUGUCUGUACGAACUAGUCUACAGGCUUCAAAUGGAAACAGAAACACAAUUACACUUGACUGACUGUCUGUAUCUGCAGUUUGAUAUGGUUUAGUUGUCUUUCUGUUUUAUUUUUUUGUUUUAAUGUGUGCCUAAGACUUCCUGGGAAACACUGUUGAAAUUGUGUGGAGUCUCCUUGUGAAAUAUAGAAGCCUGUACUGAAUUGUCACCUCAUACCCUGUCUGUCCUGUUUCUGUACUGUAAUGUUGGGAAAACCCUGGUAAAUUAUUCAGAAAAUAAAGCUGUAUUAUUUAUUUCAACAUUCCAUAUAAAAACAUGUUGAAAAAUAUCAAAAAAUAUACAGUAAAAAAUAUGGUAGAAAUACAUGUAAAAAAAAUUAGCAGUAACAAUACAGUAACAAUAUUCACUCCAGUAUACGUUGUUAAGCUGCCUUAUUUAUGAUAAAUGCCUGGCAAUCAGAAAAGGGAAAUGUUAUAUUUCUACUGUACAAGAAAAAUAAAUCUGCUGCCCACAAA
Molecule: messenger RNA, 5020 nt
Organism: Lates calcarifer (barramundi perch)
Lineage: Eukaryota; Metazoa; Chordata; Actinopteri; Centropomidae
Product: C-X-C chemokine receptor type 3
Exons: 3
Coding region: 703-1800 (365 amino acids)
Biological process (GO): G protein-coupled receptor signaling pathway; immune response
Cellular component (GO): membrane
Molecular function (GO): G protein-coupled receptor activity
Source: RefSeq, a predicted model, not a curated record